Macadamia integrifolia is the source of this 1793-nucleotide messenger RNA. Its product is annotated as probable galacturonosyltransferase-like 7. The transcript has a single exon. The coding region runs from base 481 to 1584 and encodes 367 amino acids. Gene Ontology annotation, molecular function: glycosyltransferase activity. NCBI's taxonomy places the organism in Eukaryota, Viridiplantae, Streptophyta, Magnoliopsida, Proteales, Proteaceae. Gene Ontology annotation, cellular component: Golgi apparatus. The record is from RefSeq and is a predicted model, not a curated record.
GGCGUUUGGCCGAGGAGUUCUCUAUGGUGGGAAAAAACGCUGGAAAAAGAAGGGUUCAUAAUUGUGUUGUUGUGUUCUCUGCUGCUGGUUCAGCUUCUCCCGAGAACCCCGAGAGAGAAAGAGAAGGAAAAGGAGCGAAGCAGAAGAAGAAACAGAAUAGGAGGAGACUCGAACCGCAGCGCACCUCGGCGCACACUAGCACCCGGUGCCCUCUCCUGUGGUCUGCGCUUCCUCUUCCUCCUCCCUCUCCCCCGUCUCCAUGGAUUCUCUUCCCUUUACCUUUCACCCUCCUUUCAAUAUUCAUGUUUGCUUCGUCUGCACGGAGUCCGAUUUCUGAAAGAGGAACCCAUUCCUUCCUCUUUCUGGGAGACCCCAAGGCAACUCUAGCUUCCCUCUUGGUCCACCUAUCUUCUAGAUUUGCGGAUCCCUUCGAUUUCUAAUCGAAGAAGAGGAGGGGCGGAGAAGAUUACCAAGUUUAAGAUGCUUUGGAUCAUGAGAUUUUCCGGUUUCUUCUCCGCAGCAAUGGUCAUGAUCGUAUUAUCUCCGUCCAUGCAAUCAUUCCCGCCUGCCGAAGCCAUUAGAUCCUCUCAUUUCGAUGGAUACCUUCGGUUUCCCAGCCAGAUUCCUGCUGUCGAUUCCUUGAACCUAUUAUCCUUCAGAAAAGCCUCGGCAUUUCGCAAUGCGGAAGAAUGCGGCUCCGCCGACAUCAGUAUCCCCGGCGAAAAGACCGUUUGCGACCCUUCUCUCGUCCACAUAGCCAUCACGCUUGACGUCGAGUACCUGCGCGGCUCCAUCGCUGCCGUUCAUUCGGUCCUGCAGCAUUCUAUGUGUCCCGAGAACGUUUUCUUCCAUUUCCUCGUAUCGGAGACGAAUCUUGAAACCCUAGUUCGUUCUGCGUUUCCGCAGUUGAAGUUUAAGGUCUAUUAUUUCGAUCCAGAGAUUGUGAAGAACCUGAUCUCGACAUCGGUGAGGCAAGCGCUGGAGCAGCCGCUGAAUUACGCGAGGAAUUACCUUGCGGACAUCCUUGAGCCUUGCGUUCAGCGAGUGAUAUACCUGGAUUCCGAUCUCGUCGUGGUGGAUGAUGUAGCCAAGCUUUGGGCGACGGACCUUGGCUCCAGAACAGUAGGAGCGCCGGAAUACUGCCAUGCCAACUUCACCAAGUAUUUCACGUCGAAAUUUUGGUCGGAAAAGCGUUUCUCGAACGCCUUCACGGGGAGGAGGCCAUGUUACUUCAACACGGGAGUGAUGGUGAUGGAUCUGGUCAGGUGGAGAAGAUUUGGGUACACGAAGAAGAUCGAACGGUGGAUGGAGAUUCAGAAAAAUGGCCGGAUUUACGAACUGGGUUCAUUGCCGCCGUUCCUUCUUGUCUUCGCGGGACACGUGGCGCCGAUCGAACACAGGUGGAACCAGCACGGUCUUGGAGGGGAUAACGUGAAAGGUAGUUGUCGCGAUCUCCAUCCCGGUCCGGUGAGCCUUUUGCACUGGAGCGGGAGCGGCAAACCUUGGCUCAGACUCGACUCGAACCGGCCUUGCCCCCUUGACGCGCUUUGGGCCCCAUACGAUCUCUACGGACCCUCGCCGUGACCUUACGUUCCAAAAUUUUCCACUCAAGACGCCUCACCCACUCUCCCUUCGUACCUUCUGAGCUACGCAUUUUUUUCUUUUUUUCCUUUUUUUUGUGGGGUGGGUUCUUUCUGUUUUUUGAAAACUUUUUCAGGCGAUAUUUGUAUUCUAUUCUAUUAUUCGUGCCUCUGAAAAUAAAGAGAAAAAUGAUACAGGUUAUUCAAAUCCAA